GUCAAACGCCUUUGUGUUAACGCUCGUUUGAUCGAUUUUAAUUCGAUUUAAAGUCGAUCCACGCGCUUUUAACAUCCCUUUUGGUAACAUCGCAGCGAUAAACUGAAAUGUGACAUUGUAGUCGUUAGUUCCCUGCAUAGUCGCAUCAAGGACGGAAUGGAGCUCCUUGGGAAAGACGACCACGUGAGGCUGCUGCAAUUUUAGAUUAAAAAAUUAUCUUCAAAUAUACACGCGGAUGUCGUGAUCGCGAAUGCGGAGGGGAGGAGUAGGCAGUGACGCCAAGGGCUUGGGGGAGGGGGGCUGCAGGGCGGUGCUCAUCUCCACGCUCCCUCCCGCCUUCUCCCCCAACCACCGUCGCCUCCCUUCUUCCCUGGGCUGCUCCUCCUCCUCCCUCUCCCCUCCUCCUCCUCCCCAACCCGGCCCGGCGACGAGGGGCAAUGGUGCUGCUCUCUUGCGAUCUGCGCAGAGACGACAGCCGUACGAUGGACGCGCGGCCCCGCCAGCACGCGGUGUUCGAAGCGGGCGGCUUCACGUGGUCCAAGUACAACGUGAGUUAGCCGGCACACGGGGAAGGGGGCAGCGAGGUAGUGGUGGAGACGUGAGGAGAGGUGGACAGGAGGAGACAUACUUGGAGCGAGGAGGAGGUGGUGGUGGUGGAGACGAGAAAGAAGACAACACGGGGCAGGCAAAGACGACGACUGGACGGUGGUGAUGGGGGAGGAGGUGGCGGCGAGGAGGAUGGAGGAGGAGGUGGUGGAGGAGGUGGUGGAGGAGGAGAUGAUGAUGGUGGCUGGUGGAGGUGGCCGCUCCGUUCCGGAGCUGAUGGGGACGAGCAGGAGGAGGAGGAGGCCCUGUACAGCUUCUGCUGCCACUGCUGUGCUGUGCUUUUGGUUUGCUGUUGGUGCUGUUGCUGCCCAGAACCCCAACUAUGCCUCCAACUCAAGCCAACUCCACCUUUUGCCCCAGAGCUAUGCAGAACUGGACAAUGGAAACGCUUCUCAGCUCCGUGACUACUCUGGCCAUCAGCAAGGCGUUGAGCACGCAGAACCAUCUGAAGGACACAUCCUUAUAGUCGAACAAGCUGGAGAAGCGGGUCCUUCCGUCGCUUCCACUUUAGGCCCUACUCCUAAUCAAGACUAUAAACAGCCAAAGUCGCUGCCAAGUCACGGCAAUCCACGCCGAGAGCUACGUGAGAAGCCUGUUCACGGUCGCACCGGAAGAUCCACGGAAGACGGCGAAAGCGCCCAGUCCAAUGUUCUGCUCUCAGGGAUAUCCCAGCACCGCCGACUGGACUUGAAGGAAGCAAUAGGUGGAAGUGGAAGAAAUGGUGAGGACAUCGGGCACCUACGUGGAAGGAGGACCAGGAGCGCCAGGGAGACGGACAUGUUUACAGAAUUGGAAACAAAACUACCAAAGAAUGUGAGAAACCAUGACGUCGAUGGCCUGUCCGAACAAGAGCACAGGCUUAGAAGCUACCAUCGGCAUCAUCCAUGGAUUGGAACGCCCUAUGAUGGUGUCUCAGGACCCACGGAAUCCAGAGAAGGCCACUGGAGAGAUUCACCAGGCGAGCGGAGAGUCGGCACCACCAAGAAAAUCAGACACAGGCGGAAGAAACCAAGCGUGCAAGAGAAACGCAGACCCAGCAUCGGCACCAUCCAAAUCAAGGAAAGCAGCUCCCCAGAAGACAUGCACGAUGCUGACUCCAUGCCUCGACCACCUGUUGGCCACAGCUCUCGACACAUCCCGCUGCGACGUGGAAGGAAUCCCAGGCUGGAAGGAAAUGCAGAACAUCUGCUGGCUGAAUUGGUUGAAACUCAUCGAGGAAGGCCAGAACCGCGGUUAGGUCAUCAGAAGAUGGCAGCUGGAGUGGCCAGACCAAAGCAAUCAACAUCCCAGCAGGGCCAACUCGACACAAGCAGAAGGCAACACCAUGAUGAGAAGCCCAUUGAGCAGGUUGGUUUCCCAGCAGAAGGUGAAGAUACACUGGACAGUAUGUCGAGGGAGACACUGGCAGUCGAUUUGCCAGCCGGGCAUGAAAUGUACUCAAAUCCACCAAGAUUCGCGCCUAUUUAUAGAACUUCCGACAACUCGGCAGCACCAACAAAUGAAGACAACCACGGCUUGGAUGUGGAAAUGGCAAGCGCGGUGUCCGCGGCGCCUGGCAGUAGCAGCAGCAACAACAACAAGAACAACAACGAGAGCGCCGGUGAAGAGAGCCAGUCCCACUACUGGCGCGUGGACCCGCAGUCCGGGAUGGAGGUGCUGUGCGACAAGUGCCCAGCUGGCACGCGCGUGCUUUCGCACUGCACGGCGAACGAGCUGCGUGUGUGCGUGGCCUGCAAGCCGGGCACCUUCUUGGAGCACGAGAACGCGGCGAACGGCUGCCGGCGCUGCGGGCCGCCCUGCAGCGAGUCUGAUGCCGUGGAGCGGGCGCCGUGCACGCAGCGGCACGACCGCGUGUGCGCGUGCCCGGCAGGAUGGUACGCGCGCGACGGUGGCGACGGUGGCGACGGUGACGACGCGGUGCCCGGGCGGCACCUGCGCUGCGCUCCGCACACCAUGUGCCCGCCCGGAUGGGGCGUCCGACGCAGGGGCACGGAGACUCGAGACGUCAGAUGCAAGCAGUGUUCCCGCGGCACCUUCUCCUCCGAGGAGUCGUCGACCACCCGCUGUCGCCCCCACACGGAUUGCGCGCUGCUCAAUCUCCACAUUGCCUCCCCGGGUGACGAACGCCAGGACAACGUGUGCGGUGGCAACGCGGGCUCGGCAGAAGAAGAAGGUGGAGUGGUGGACGCUCAGGCAGAGCCGAGCCGCGUCCCCACGCCAGCCAGUGCCGCCCUGCCUGGUGGGGCAGAGGAGGAGGGUGGGGUAGAGCUGGUGGCCCCAGCCACACCACGUUCUAGCGGUAAGCAUCACCUGGACCCACUUCCUCUGCCCAGUGGUGCCGACAGCAGAUAUGCACCUUCACCCUCAGGGCUCCAACCACAGCCAGGAGAUCCUCAUCAGCAGGGCCUGGUUACAUCACCACUCACUCUGGAGAGCCGAGGUAGCGCCAUUUGGCAAACCAAUCCCGAAUCUGAUGUCGCUACCACUGCCUUCAGCUCCGACAUCCCAAUCACACCAGCGGGCGACAGCGCGCACACCUUCAGCGCUCAAAACGAGAGUGGCAGUAACAUGACCAAAUUGCCAAAGCGCGCAGUGCCAACUAUAUCCGGAGACAGCACCUCCGGUGAAAUCCCCACGAUGCAAGCGCGGCCCUCCCUCGACGAUGUCGACCGACGCGACAAGGCAUCGCCACCGUCAAGGGAGCCACCCCGUCGCUGGCCACCCCUCUCUGGCUCAUCGGCGGCGAACAUUCCGCCUGGGCUCAGCAGGAUUCCUUCCCGCUCCUCAUCAGGCCGCGCUCUGGCCAAGCCUCCGCAGCCUCCGCCAGCGCCCUUUGACAUCAACGAGCACGUGGCCUGGCUGGUGGUGGUUUUCAUCCUGCUGCUGCUCGUGGUGGCAGUGGCGUGCAGCGUGUACCGCAGCUCGCGAGUGCUACGCAAGGGGCCUGGGGAGCCGCCCGAGACCAUCCGCCAACGAGCCGUGCCGCCCCAGAUGCAGCAGCAGCAACAGCAGCAGCAGCAGCAUCAGCAGCUGCCCCAUCACCACCAUCACCACCACCACCAGCAGCAGCAUAGUCAGAGGGCGAGAGGGCAGUCCCGCACGCAGCUCAACCUGCAGAUUGCAGAGCCGGCGAACAAGUGGGUCUUCAGCUACCAGGGCCAACGCGUGGACAUCCUGCUUCUCGUCGCCGGCCACAUCGGCUGCCAGUGGAAGGAGCUGUACCGCGCGCUGCUCGCUUCGGCCGCUUCCUCGUCCUCCGCGGUGGCGGCGGCGGCGACCGAGGACCCGACGGCGCUGGUGGACGAGUCGGCGCACGCCUCCUACCAGGAGGCGGCGUACGCCGCGCUGCUCGGGUGGACGGCGCUGGACGCCGAGGCCAACCUGGCGCGUCUCAUCGGGGCCCUGCGCACGUGCGGCUGGAACAGCCUCGUGGAGCGCAUCCGCGCCAUCAUGGAGGACUCCGCGCUGACGGAACGGGACGAGGUGGGUCCCCUGCCGAUGGUGCUUUGUGCCGGGCGGGGUACGCGAGGCUCCCUGGCGCCGGGGUCUGACGCGGGGACGCUGUCGGGGGCCGGGGUUGGGGCCGGUGGCGAGGGGCGGCUGGGCCUCCACACGCCCGUGGGCGGGGCCUGCAAGCCGGGCCGCACCGCCCCCUUCCAGGACGAGUCGGAGCCGCUGCUGCGCUGCGACUCCACCUCGUCCGGCUCGUCCACCGGCUCCGCCAAGGCCUGGUCCUUCAUCGCCAAGGAGAAACGAGACACCAUCCUACGACAGGUGCUGGCCGACUCGCUGCAGCUGCAGCCCAUCUUCGACGACGUCUUCUCGCUACUCUCGGUGGAGGAGCUGCGCGCCGUGGAGGCGUGUGGCCAGCCCGACGAGAAGCUGGAGCGCAUCUUCGACAUCCUCGGCUGCAAGAGCCGCGAGGCGAGCCAGCGGCUGCUCGACUCGCUCUACGAGCACCUGCCCGAGCUGCUGUGAGGCGCCGUUUGACAGGAACCGUCGGCGCCGGAGUGGCCGCCCUCUUACUAGGGUCACGGGCCGAGCCGCUGUAAAACUCACGCACGUGCGCACGCUCCGAACUCCUCUCUGCUUUGCGUCAUCUCCGCAACGUAAACGCCCUGUUUUUUUUCGAGCAGAAGAAGAUGUUGCAGAUUCACUGGGUUUCCGCCAGGUCGGAAAACGCAUUCACGAGUUAACUUUUUCCCACCUCCGCAAACAACCUUGAGACUUGCCGGCGGAGACCAGUCGGCUACAGCCUGAAACCAGCUGCCGUGCUCGCACACGCACACACGCGAGCGUACACACGCGCGCACGUUUACCCGUGAGUGAGCGUCUGUGCGCGCAUCACGUGACUUCCUCACAAACACGGUCAGUCUGAACGCUCCAACCGGGCGGUCACGCCUGGUGUCGCACAUUUCUUGGUGUGGACAC
Molecule: messenger RNA, 5037 nt
Organism: Lethenteron reissneri (Far Eastern brook lamprey)
Lineage: Eukaryota; Metazoa; Chordata; Hyperoartia; Petromyzontiformes; Petromyzontidae
Gene: TNFRSF21
Product: TNF receptor superfamily member 21
Biological process (GO): humoral immune response; adaptive immune response; neuron apoptotic process
Cellular component (GO): plasma membrane
Molecular function (GO): protein binding
Source: RefSeq, a predicted model, not a curated record